CUCCAAAGCUCGACAUCAUUGGAGACCGUUACUCACAUGUAAGCAGAGCGACUGGGAGGCAGGGCAUUUUAGAGAAACAGAGACACAGCAAGAGCGAGAGAGAGAGAGACAGAGUAGUAGUAGUAGAGACAGGCAGAGACUGAGGCAUGUCCAGAAUCUGACACGCUACAAGGACUCGGAGCACUGAAUAGCUGAAGAAAAAGACGACACCAAUCAGCCACUAUGCAGGGAGUCCACAUCGGCUCUUUCCCUCUGACCCCCCUAAUAACAGCCCUCCUGAUCCUCCUGCUGUGUUCAGCUGGUUCUGGUCUGGAGCUGAGCCCCAGCAUGAAAGAGAUCAUCCUGACCGCUAAUUCAUCCAUCUCCAUCACCUGUUCGGGCUGGGCACCCGUCUCCUGGCGCUACAAAAGAGAUGAGAAAGUACCUGUGUUUAGAACAGAGAACCGGUCCCUCACUUCUAGCAUUCUUCACCUGGAGAAUGUCACAUGGAACCACACAGGAGUGUACGUGUGCUCUGAGAAUGGCUCUGAGGAGUUCAGGGAGGUGCCUGUCUAUGUGCCUGACCAGGAUGAAUGGUUUUUGGAUAACGACUAUUAUGCAGUCACUAAGACAAAGGAAGAAGGAACAGUCCCCUGUCUGGUGACAGACCCAAAAAUAAACGUGACCCUUCAUGAAAAAGACACUGAAAUCCCAGUAAUGGGCAACUACAAUCCCACCAUUGGCUUUACCGGAAUGUUGGAAGAUAAGAUUUACAAAUGCAGAGGAGAAUACAAUGGAGUUGAAAAGUGGUCCAAUUUAUUCUACGUCUUCAGCAUCUUAGUUCCUGAGGUGCUGGACACCCACAUCAAUGCCUCCAAGACGGUGCUGAAACAAGGCGAGCCACUCAGCAUCAACUGCACUGCCCACGGAGUUGAGCUCGUCUUCUUCUCCUGGGGUUUGCCGAACAAAGACGCUGAAGGUGUGGAAAUCCUGACAGAUAUGAUCCCAGCGACCAUGAGCAUGCGCUCCUUCGUGAACAUUUCCCAAACCACCGUGAAUCACUCUGGACAAUACUUCUGCUAUGCCCAAGAGAGUGUGGGCAACCAACACACUUCAGCUAGCAUCAACAUCACUGUGCUGGAGAGAGGUUUCGUCGAGUUGAGCUCGUUUCAAAGCCCCAACGUUUCAGCAUUGCUGCAUGAGAACGUGCAGCUGAGGGUGGAGGUGGGAGCGUACCCCAAGCCUCACAUCCGAUGGAGCAAAGACGGAGCCAUGAUCAAUGGAGACAAUAUCAUUAGCAUGAGUCAGGAACAAGAGACCAGGUACGUCAGCAUAUUAACUCUAGUGAGAAUUCGCCUUGAGCAGAAAGGAUAUUACACUAUUCAUGUUGACAACGAGGACGAUUCCAAACAGAUGACUUUUGACCUAGUGGUUAAAGUUCCCCCUCAGAUAACCGAACUUUCAGAUCAUCACCUGCCGGAUAAGAAGCACGCAGUCACCUGUGUGGCAGAGGGAGUCCCAUCUCCCAGAAUCCAGUGGUUAAGCUGUGAGAGCAUGCACAAAUGCAGCAACAAAAGUGCUAUGUGGAGCCCCCUAGUGGCAGAUACAGAAAGCAUCAGCAUUGUGACUAACACGACCUAUAACGAGAGCCGCAAGAUCCACCAGGUGUUCAGCCAGGUGAUGUUUCUCCAUCCUCAGCAGAUCACUGUCCGCUGCCAGGCCAGGAACGAGAGAGGCGCACGGGCAAGGGACAUCAGACUUAUCACUAGCACUAUCUUCUCACAGGUGGCUGUUCUGGCUGCUGUUCUUGCUCUAGUCGUCAUAGCCAUCAUUUUUAUCAUCAUCCUAAUCGCCGUGUGGAGGAAGAAGCCACGUUAUGAGAUUAGAUGGAAGGUGAUCGAGUCUGUGAGUCAGGAUGGACACGAGUACAUCUACGUAGACCCAGUACACCUCCCUUAUGACCUGGCUUGGGAGAUGCCUAGACACAGCCUGGUUCUAGGUCGCACGCUGGGAUCAGGGGCAUUUGGCAGAGUGGUGGAAGCAACUGCAUAUGGACUCACCAGUUCCCAAUCUUCUGUUAAAGUGGCUGUGAAAAUGCUCAAAUCGACGGCACGUAGGAGCGAGACUCAGGCUCUGAUGUCCGAGCUGAAGAUCAUGAGUCACUUGGGUCCACACCUCAACAUCGUCAACCUGCUGGGAGCCUGCACCAAACAAGGUCCUCUGUACCUGGUGACGGAGUUCUGUCGAUACGGAGACCUGGUGGACUACCUGCACAGGAACAAGCAGAGCUUCCUGCAGAACUAUGCCAACAAGAGCCACAUUACUAACAGCAGCGACAGUCACAUCUCCAUCGACUCUGAUGUGACAUCUGGGAAAGGCUAUGUGUCAUUUGGCUCUGAGAGUGAUGGGGGUUAUAUGGACAUGAGAAAAGAGGAUAUAACUGAAUAUGUGGCCAUGCAAGAGCUGACAGACACCAUCAAAUAUGCUGAUAUCCAGCCAUCUCCAUAUGAGUCACCAUAUCAGCAGGACAUCUACCAGGAACAAGGUCACAGAGUGGACCUCUCACUGGUCAUCAGUGAUUCUCCUAUUCUGAGCUAUUCUGAUCUGGUGGGCUUCAGCUUUCAGGUGGCCAAAGGCAUGGAGUUUCUGGCAUCCAAAAAUUGUGUUCAUCGGGACCUGGCGGCCAGGAACGUCUUGAUAUGUGAGGGAAAACUGGUGAAAAUCUGUGAUUUUGGGCUGGCCCGAGACAUCAUGCAUGAUAACAAUUACAUCUCCAAAGGCAGUACUUUCCUGCCCCUUAAAUGGAUGGCCCCAGAGAGCAUCUUCCAUAACCUCUACACCACGCUCAGUGAUGUCUGGUCUUAUGGCAUUUUGCUGUGGGAGAUAUUCACUCUGGGUGGAACCCCAUACCCAGAUCUUCCUAUGAAUGAGCACUUUUAUAACGCUCUUAAGAGAGGCUAUCGGAUGGCCAAACCCAUGCACGCCUCAGAGGAAAUUUACGAGGUGAUGAGGAAGUGCUGGGAAGAGAAGUUUGAGAAAAGGCCAGAGUUCUCCUAUCUGGUGCAGGAGAUGGGGAACAUGCUUACUGAUGGCUAUAAAAAGCGAUACUCCCAGGUCAGUGAGAGUUUUCAGAAGAGUGAUCAUCCAGCCGUAGUACGUGGCAAGCCCAGGGUGCCCUCUCCAUUCCCGGGCACACUCCCUCUCUCUUCCCCUUCCACCAUUUUCCCUCCAACCUCCACACCUAACCGUUGCCUAGAGGCUGAUCAAGACAUGGCACCAGCACCUUAUAACGGUUACAUCAUCCCAAUCCCUGACCCCAAGCCUGAAGAAGAGUGCCAGGAAGUCAGUGUGCCAGCAGAAAGCCCCUCGAGCUCUGUAGGUUCUGAGGCAGAAACAGCAUCAUUCGAGGCUCCCAGUGCAGAACAGGAGUACAAUGAUCAACUGAAGGAACACUCCAAAACUCCUGAAGCAGAGGAGAGCUUCCUGUAGCUUCCUCUUACACUGGAGAAUAUCUGCGAUUGACAUUCAGAUUGACAUUGACAUUUAUCUGGUUAAUACAGAGCAUAUAGUGUGACAUUGUGGUUGUUAGACACAACUAAUUAAUAUAUAUAUAUAUCGAGGCCAUAACUUAAUAUUUCCAGAUGACAAACUAGUGUUGUAAUCCAUUGUACUCAGAAACUUGGUUCUAAAAGUUGGUUCCAGUGAUUUGGAUGAGAAAGUCAUGGAAGUUAAUAUUUGUAUGUCCAGAUAAACACAUUAAUAAGAUCUUUAUGAAAGAAAUUGCAUAAAAUGCAGGUCAACUGUCUUGAUUAUCUUUCCUCACAACAUAUAGUCAGCAGAAGUACGUUACAAGCUUAUAAAGUGAAACUAAAAUGAAAACUGUUGAAAUAUCUUCACAGCAGAGUUAUCAAGCUCUCAAGUAGAAAAUGCUAAGGGAAUUCUGUCAUGGGUUUAUUUCAGAUAACUCAAGCAAAUAGAUGUUGCCCAAGAUCCCAGUGUUAAAGUUGAACGACAUUCCAUUGCACUGUUCCGUGAUGGAGGUAGAGUUUCAAGUACAGUGGAUUGCAUUUUAAGCAUUUUGUGGCAAAAAAUUUGCCAUGACUUUAUACCUUACAGUAUAUUUGCUUCAGUGUGAUGUGGACUAAUGCUCUAUCCAUGUUACAGCACAAGUGAAUCCAUUAUGUGUUAUUCCAAGAUGGAAGUAAAAUGUAAUAUUAACAGUAAAACUCCAUACAUAGGCUCAUGUUGCCACAAUGCUGGUCAAAUUCUUUUUCAAAUAUAAUAGGUGGAACAAAUUACAUAACAGAUCUUGAGAAACUUACCUAGUGUCCUCAGUAUAUACAUUCCUGGCGAAACCUUUUUUAUAUUUUUUUUCUCAUAAACCGUUAUUCUGUACAAGAGCAGUUAGGAUUACUACAUGCAACUUGUAUCAGCUUUUAUACAAUAACUUACAGGAAAGAUUUUUUUGAGGAAUAGAUUUCGACCUCAGUGUUUCUAAAGCUGCGUUCGACUUCUAACUUGGAAUUUCCCAUCUCUGACAAAAAAACAAAGACAUCGGAAUGAGAAAGGAAAAUACAAGGCAAGAAAAAGAAAAGAAUGUUUUGAUCACAAUUGAAGGUAAGAAUAUUUAGUCUAUGUAUGAGGUUAGCCAGUCAGUACUUUUUAAGUGAACUCCACUUAAAAGCCAGAUGGAAAUCAGUGAGUAACUAUUGACUGAUGUUAACUGAUAUAUUUAGAGUUGUUACAUUGUCCGCUUAUAUUUACAUAAAUUUUAAAAAAUGAUGAAUUCACCAGAUAGUGAAUUGUGGUUCAGUCAGUCGUGACUCAAAACUCUCUUGCUCAUGCGCCGGUUCUAAUUUAGACUCAUUUUGAAACUGAAUUUGAAUCCAUUUAAACACAAUUCAUUAUGUUAGUCAUAUAUACAGUCAAUGGGCUCAUUUCAAUGCAUCAGGAAAAAACACUAGUAGGAAUUCCUAGCAGUUGAGGGGGUAGUUUUCUUCUCCUAGGCUAAGGUUGGAAAUUCUGAGUUAGUCGAAAGCAGCGCAAAAAACCUUUUUCCCGAAGGCAUCAUUUAGAAGGCGUUUUCAGGAUCUGUUAAAACUUAUUGAUUCACGUUGCUGUUUAUUUCCAACACUUUCAGGUGAAUAUAUACAUAUAAAAUAUACAUAUAUUGUGCUAUAAUAUAUAAAUAGACCUGUACACACAUUGACAGUGGUCCAAGUUGAGGCUUGCCAUGAGCUGCCCUUAUGUUUUAUAAUGCUGCAUUAUAAACUUCCUCUUCCGUCGUUGUUAAUAUCAGCUGAACCCUGCCAUCCUGCAGACUUUCUCCUAUUGGCUGAUACAUGGCCAUGUUACAGGACAUUGUGACAAAAUGCAGCUCUGGUGAAUGCAGUUUCUGUGCUUUGGGUGAGUGCAGCCUUGAGCACUUUGUCUAUAUUAAACUACAUGGCAAAAUGUGCACAGAUAUCGAAAUGCCCUUUUGAACAAAUCUAAUCAUUGCUGUUUAUGCAAAUGAGGUCAAGUGAAUUUUACAAGCAUGAGACCGUACUGAAAACUAGCAGUUGAUACGUUCCUGAAUAACACUAUGUAGUAGUGUGGGACAGGAACAGAAAUCAGGUUUAGCUAUUUCCAGUAACAUGAAAUGGAGAAUGUUCCAACUCAAUGUGCUUAAAAGUCUAAACAAUCUCAGUCAUCAGUAUCACAAUGACCUGCUAUAAGUGGCACUGUAAAGUGCUAAUAUAUUUUUUGUUUUGUUUUGUUUUUUUAAAGUCUAUCAUAUUGUAAAUUGUUGUAGUAGUUUUUUUUAAAAGGUAUUUUCUAUUUCACAACUGUUGAACAGAGCCUUAUGCAAAAUAACUACAUGUGUUUUUUUUAAAUUGUUUUUUAAAAUAUUAUUUUCCAUUUUCCUAUAAUUUACCUUUUAGGGAAGAGAAUUCUUACAAGCCUUGUAGCAAGUUUGCACUUUAAAAAAAAAAAAAAAUGUAUGGAAAAUUGAAUGACCUAGAAGAUUUUUUAUUUUUUAUUUUUAUUUUUGGUAUUAUUUCUUUCUUCCUUUUUUUUUUACUUUAAUGAGUGAAAUGAAGGUACAGUAAAUGAAUAGAGGUAUUAAAUACUGUUGAUGCAGUAUUAUGAAGAAAAAUAAUUUCUUUCCUUUAGCAUUGUAACCUUCUGACUGAAACACUAGUGAAAAAAAAGAAAAACCACAGGUUAAGGUACUAGAUCCAGGGCAACUCUUUAAGUGUGAAACUUUGUUUUGUGUUACUUAUUUUUGCUGAAAGAGACUCUGUAUCUUUAUGUUAAAAUAGCAUUACAAUGUUGAGCCUCCAGUAUUAAAAAGUCUCUUUUUAAACCAAUAAAGGGCCAAUCCCAUUUUUAUAUACAAAAAACCAUCACUAGAAAUAAUAAAAACUAACCUCAGAACAGUAGCAAUGGCCCAUGCCAUAUAUCUACUAACAACAGCCAUUUUGUUUAAAAACACACACAAAAAACUAUAGUGCUUUGCUUUCUUUUGACUUUUCUAGCCUUUUUUUUUUGUAUAUGAGCCAAACCUUAUUUAGUGCCACACAUCAUAAAUCACACUUUAUGAGAAAAUAUUAUACACGCUAUGGUACCAAAGCUUUACAUUAUGUAUGUUUACAAGUGUAUUUUUGUAUAAAUAUUUUGUAUAUUGUACUUUAAAUGUACUGAAUGUUCUAUAUGUAGGAAACCUAUAAUAAAGAUAAAGAAAAUA
This is a messenger RNA of Hemibagrus wyckioides, 6709 nucleotides long. It is a transcript of the gene pdgfrb, whose product is annotated as platelet-derived growth factor receptor, beta polypeptide. The coding region runs from base 223 to 3468 and encodes 1081 amino acids. The transcript is spliced from 23 exons. Lineage: Eukaryota; Metazoa; Chordata; Actinopteri; Siluriformes; Bagridae. Gene Ontology annotation, molecular function: platelet-derived growth factor binding; ATP binding; platelet-derived growth factor beta-receptor activity. The record is from RefSeq and is a predicted model, not a curated record. Gene Ontology annotation, cellular component: signaling receptor complex. Gene Ontology annotation, biological process: multicellular organism development; cell chemotaxis; protein phosphorylation.